Molecule: messenger RNA, 1509 nt
Organism: Scedosporium apiospermum
Lineage: Eukaryota; Fungi; Ascomycota; Sordariomycetes; Microascales; Microascaceae
Product: RNA polymerase II transcription factor B subunit 2
Exons: 3
Coding region: 1-1509 (502 amino acids)
Biological process (GO): nucleotide-excision repair
Cellular component (GO): transcription factor TFIIH core complex; transcription factor TFIIH holo complex
Molecular function (GO): double-stranded DNA binding; ATPase activator activity
Source: RefSeq, a predicted model, not a curated record
AUGGCGACCAACUCCCUCCAGCUCGGGGACUACCUCGAGAAGCUCCCCGGCACCACAUUCCGCAAGCUCUAUCAGCAGCCGUCGACGGCCUUUGCGAUAUUCCGGCGGAUGCUGCCCCAUCUUGCCAAAACUAUCGUAAUGGCCCUCCUUUAUAUGCCGAAACCGAUGCUCUACUCUGAUCUAGACAUCUGGGUCAAGCCCGAGUCUGAACGCGCCAAACGCCACUCCCUCUCCGUCCUCCGCAGCCUCCACAUAAUCAUGAUAUCCGUCCCCGGCAAAGGCAACAAAAAGCAAGAAAUUCAACUCACAGCCAACUUCAAAAACUCCUUCCGCCUCGCCCUCGACGGCGGCGGCGACCACAACUCCUUCGGCGUCCUCUCCACCCUCCCCAUCCCCCCCGAAGUCGACCUCCCCUUCCUCGAGCGCUACGCCCGCAAGAAGUGGGACGACAUACUCCACUUCGUCGUCAACAGCGUCGGGAACCGCGCGGGUGCCGAAUCGUCCAGCGGGCCUAAGCUGUCCGUCAAGGAGCUCCUGUUAGCGGGGCGGUUGGUCGAGAGGAGGACGGGGGGGCAUAUGGGGGGGGCUGCGGGGGUUGGCAUUACGCAGGCCGGCUUUACGUUCCUCCUCCAGGAGGCCAAUGCGCAGGUGUGGACGAUGCUGCUUCUUUGGCUGGAGGCGGCUGAUCGCUCGGGGGCCGGCCAGAGCGUCGACAUGCUCUCGUUCCUCUUCGUCCUCGCUAGUCUCGAGCUAGGUCGCGCAUACGAUACGAACGCCCUCACGGAAGAACGCCGAAACAUGCUGCCCUUCCUCGUUGACAUCGGCCUCAUCUUCAUCCCCUCCCACAAACCCCAACAAUACUUCCCCACCCGCCUAGCUACGACCCUCACCUCCUCAUCCUCCUCCCUCCGCACCGUCUCCGAGGGAUUCGCCGCCGUCACCUCCCUCACACCCACAACCACCGGCACCCCAACCACAACCGAUACCUCAGCCGUCACCGCUCCCUCAACCACCUCCCAAAAGGGCAGCAUCAUCGUCGAGACCAACUACCGCAUAUACGCCUACACCUCCAACCCUCUCCAAAUCGCCGUCCUCGCCCUCUUCGCCAACCUCAAGAUGCGUUUCCACGAGAUGGUCUCGGGCCGCCUAUCCCGCGAAUCCAUCCGCCGCGCCAUCUCCUACGGCAUCACCGCCGACCAGAUCAUAAACUACCUCGCCGCCCACGCCCACGAGCAGAUGCGUCGGAAGGCCCUCGCCAACAACAAGCCCGUCCUGCCGCCCACCGUCGUCGAUCAGAUACGGCUCUGGCAGCUCGAGAACGAGCGCAUGAAGACUACGUCCGGGUUCUUGUUUAAGGACUUUGACGAUAUGAAGGAGUACGAGGCUUGUGCUUCUUACGCGACGGAGAUUGGGGUUUGUGUUUGGAGGAGUGAUAAAAGGGCUAUGUUUUUUGCUAGUAAGCAUGAGCAGAUUCGCGACUUUCUCAAGUUGAGGAAGAGGGCCGAUUGA